Ustilaginoidea virens is the source of this 654-nucleotide messenger RNA. RefSeq lists its product as uncharacterized. The transcript has 4 exons. Lineage: Eukaryota; Fungi; Ascomycota; Sordariomycetes; Hypocreales; Clavicipitaceae. The record is from RefSeq and is a predicted model, not a curated record. Gene Ontology annotation, biological process: vesicle-mediated transport. Gene Ontology annotation, cellular component: membrane. The coding region runs from base 1 to 654 and encodes 217 amino acids.
AUGACAUCAGUGUCGUUUCGCGAUUCUCUAAGCUCGCUAGGUUGGAGCCGGCGACAGGAUGAACCGGUUAGCACAGCUCCCGACACGGGCCUCUUGGCAUCCAUCAGAAACUUAAACCCAUUUCAAGACCGCGGUUACGUGCGCCUUCCUAUUGCAGAGGCUGGAACUGGCCCUGGUGCCCCUCUUCCGGCUCCGAGUCGGAGAGAGGAGGAAGAGGGCUGGUUUGUCCUUAGUAGGUGGGAUAGGCUGCUGGUCUUUGGAGCUUGCAACUUGGCCGCACUCGCCUGUUUUGUCAUAUGCUUUACCCUCUUCCCGGUGUUAUCCUGGAAACCUCGCAAGUUUGUGAUUCUCUGGUCCUUUGGGUCCCUUCUCUUCCUAGGCUCAUUUGCGGCAGUCAUGGGCCCCAUGAACUACGUACAUCAUCUCCUUUCUACACCUAGAUUACCGUUUACUGCGGCCUACUUCGGGUCAAUAGCCAUGACGCUAGUCUUUGCUCUCAAGCUGCAUAGUACAAUCCUGACCCUUUUGUCAUCCCUCGUACAGCUGGCGUGCCUUGUUUGGUAUCUAGUCAGUUACUUUCCCAUGGGAUCGAGCGGUCUUCGUUUGGCUGCAACGUUUGGUGCAAGACAAGCAACCUCGUGGAUGUCGGGGUAA